AUGCAGCUGUGGGACGACCACCUGGGCAGCGGGGUCGCGCGGCGGUGGUGCUCGAGGGUCAGCGGCUUCGUCGAGCGCAGUGGUCUGGUCGACUCGUUCGGGAGGACGCACAUGGGCCACAGUCGCUCCCGUGGUGGGGGCAGCCGGAGGGCGAUGGUUCACCCCAGACCGAGCGUCGUUGUUGUGGCUAUGCCCAUCGGUGGGAGGAGAGGGUGCAGACGGAGUGACCCCCUCGCCCACACCUUGUGGAGCGUGACCGCCAAGGCAUUGCUGAUGCUAUUCUCCUCCGACAUCUUCUGCUCCCGUGUGGGCCGCGGGGGAAGCGGUGAUGGCGCCACCUGCUCCAACUAUGCCCCCAUCAGCGCUCACGUCCUCGCUCGUCUCCGCAUCCCCCGCAACAUUAGAGGCUGCGGGCGGCGGAGCCUUCGAGCUGGGCUGCGAUCCAGUUGGGCCUUGGCCCACGGUUUCUUCGAUGCCUACUCUGCUCGAUCCGUAUGGACAUGGCGCCGGCGGCAGCGGCCGGUCUUCUUCUCUGGAUUAAUCUCUUCUCUCGCCAUCCUCUCGAAACCUCGCGCACCUCCCCACCGCUCCCGCCCCGCCCUCUCCUCCAUCCGGUUUCGCCGCCCUGCCUCCUCCUUCCAGCCCUUCGGCCUCCUCCCUGCCCCUCCCGGUCAGCCCCCGUAUCCUGCCCUGCGGCUCGUCCUGGGCUUGUGGCUGCACUUCGAGGUCAUCCUUUCUGGACAUGGGUCUAGGCGGAGAUGGCGCUGCUCCUGCAACUUCGAAGAAGGCACCGGGCCAAUCUACCAGACGUCAUCUACAUCCGCAGGUCUUAGCUCCCCAGAAUCCAUCGCUUGUUCUUCUUUGGUCCAAUCUGGACUGUUAAUUCCGUCAAGAGAUUCGCUCACUCAGGCAAAGCGGCUCAUGUGCCGCCGCAUUGGAGUCCAAUUUGAGGAGCCGGUCGCCAACCCCGCGGAUCUCCUCUCCUGCUAUGCUGACUGCUUCAAGAUCCCCUCUCCAUCUCCCAGAUGGACGCCCUGACACAGCUUUCAACUCAUGCCAUUGGGGGUAAGAAGAUUCUGAAGAAUACAAUCGCCUGAGUCUCAGUUCACUGUUUGUCUCAGCCUGUACCCAUGUCGUUUGUGUUUCUUUGAUUAGUGGCAAUUUCCUUGUGUGGAAUGUCAGGGGGCUUAACUCCCCGGCGAGAAGAGCGGCUGUCAGUGUGUUUGUUAGUCAUAAUGAUGAAACCAAAAUGUCCGUGUUUGAUCUUAAUUUGGUGAAGGAGAUUUGUGGUGCUUC
Triticum aestivum (bread wheat) is the source of this 1296-nucleotide messenger RNA. RefSeq lists its product as uncharacterized. Lineage: Eukaryota; Viridiplantae; Streptophyta; Magnoliopsida; Poales; Poaceae. The transcript has 3 exons. The record is from RefSeq and is a predicted model, not a curated record. The coding region runs from base 1 to 1038 and encodes 345 amino acids.